Myotis brandtii (Brandt's bat) is the source of this 752-nucleotide messenger RNA. It is a transcript of the gene MRPS11, whose product is annotated as mitochondrial ribosomal protein S11. The record is from RefSeq and is a predicted model, not a curated record. The transcript is spliced from 5 exons. The annotation marks the transcript as partial. NCBI's taxonomy places the organism in Eukaryota, Metazoa, Chordata, Mammalia, Chiroptera, Vespertilionidae. Gene Ontology annotation, cellular component: ribosome; mitochondrial small ribosomal subunit. Gene Ontology annotation, molecular function: small ribosomal subunit rRNA binding; structural constituent of ribosome; mRNA 5'-UTR binding. Gene Ontology annotation, biological process: translation; maturation of SSU-rRNA from tricistronic rRNA transcript (SSU-rRNA, 5.8S rRNA, LSU-rRNA); ribosomal small subunit assembly.
CAGCUGCACGCGGCGGCCAAACAGAAGGUGGAGGAGAAGGCGGCUUCGGCUCCGGCGGCGACCCCGGCUCCGAGCAGCAGCAGUUCCAGCAUCUACCCUCCAGUUCCAGGCCAGGAGAGCCCCCUGAGGUGGGCAGGAAAGAAAUUUGAGGAGAUCCCCAUCGCACACAUCAAGGCGUCCUACAACAACACACAGAUCCAGGUGGUCUCUGCCGCCAACCAGCCCCUUGCCCGCACCUCCUGCGGCACCGAGGGGUUCAAGAACGCCAAGAAGGGCACGGGCAUCGCGGCACAGACAGCCGGCAUAGCUGCCGCAGCGAAGGCCACAGCGAAGGGCGUGACCCACAUCCGCGUGGUGGUGAAGGGCCUGGGGCCGGGGCGCUUGUCUGCCAUCCAGGGCCUGACCAUGGGGGGCCUGGAAGUGAUCUCCAUCACAGACAACACCCCCAUCCCGCACAACGGCUGCCGCCCCAGGAAGGCUCGCAGGCUCUGACGGGAAGGCCUGGCCCUGAACCUGACCGCAAGGCCCCCCUGCAGGCCUCAGCAAGCACCCAUCGGAGCUCCCCGCAGGGGCCGCUGGAGGGCUCAGCAGGAAGGGACGGCUCUGCCUCCUCGCGUGGGGCCCACUUCUGACUGGAGACCCGCCUGCCCAGAAGUGAGGCCAUCUUCUCUUGGACACGAGGGGGCUGUGGCCCAGACCCCAACAGUCAAUGCUGCCCUGCCCAAAGCAAUAAAAGAUCUCUACCAUCUGCA